AUGUCACUUUUGUCAUUACCUAGAAACGGGAAAGUUGCUGUACUAGGAGCAGGAAUCCUGGGGUUAACUUUUACUUAUUUUUUGAGCAAAUUGCGACCAGAUUUGCAGUUUCUGGUAUUUGAUAAAGCCAACCGUGUGGGAGGAUGGAUGUCGCUGCCCCAUUUGCAUGUCAGAAAUACCAAUGAGUCUAUAUUAUUGGAAAAAGGUCCACGAACUUUACGUGGAGUCAAAGAUGGAAGCUUGCUAAUGAUUGAUAUAUUACGGAAAUUAAAUUUGGAAAAUCAAAUUGAAGUUCUUGAUAAGAAUAGUAACGCUAAUAAAAAAUACAUUACAGAUGCUCAGGGGGAAAUCGUUCAAGUGCCAAACUCCAUAUCUAGUACAAUCAAUUUUUUAAAACGCGUCGAGGUAUUGGAUUCAAAGUUGAUUUCGGGAUUGUUUAAAGAGCCUUUUGUAAAACCCGUUUUGAAUGAUGAUGAAACUGUUGAGCAGUUCUUUAAGAGAAGAUUAGGAAGUACAGUGCUAACAGAUAAUGUAAUCAGUGCAAUUAUGCAUGGUAUAUAUGCUGGAGAUGUUGGAAAACUAAGCGUCAAAAGUGUGCUACCCGACUUGAAAGAUAUGGAGUUGGAAUCAGGGUCAAUUGCAAAGCAUCUUUUCAAAAAGUUGUUGCUGCUGCUGCUGCUGCUGCUGCUGAAAAGGGAUAAUCCUACCCAAUUAUCUGAGUGUUUACAAACUUACGAGCAGCUCUUGUCUCCAGAAGCAAAUCUAUUGUCCUUGCAAACUAAAUUAAAGUCGUCAUAUCCUAUGAUUAAACUCCAUGAUGGAAUGGAAACCUUACCUAAACAUUUGGCAAAAUAUUUGCUUACGCAAACAAAAACAAAAAUAAAGUUCAACACGUCCAUUGAGCAAUGUGAUCCAAUCACAGGUGAAAUUAAUGGCGACAAAUUUGACCAUAUAAGGAGCACUAUCAAUGCCCAUGCAUUAGCCAAAGCAUUACCAUCAGGAAACCCGUUAGUUUCCAAUUUGAAUUCAAUACAAUAUGUGAGUAUCUUUUUAACUAAUGUGUAUACAAGAAAGCUGGUCUUAAUACCAAAGAACAAACCCGGCUUUGGAUUUUUGAGACCUCGACAUAAAAGGGUUGCUGAUAAUCCACAAGCAUUACUUGGAACAAUCUACGACUCAGAUAUUGAAAACAGUGUAGAAGGGUUAUUCAAUGGAUAUAAGGCGAUCCCCAAUGAGAAUAAUAAGUUAACAUUAAUGAUGGGAGGACAUUACUAUACCAACUGGAGCAUUCCAUCAAACAAGUUGAAUAUCAAAAUUGUCAAGGACGUUUUGCAAGAAAAGUUGAAGGUUGACUUAUCCCAAUAUAAUAUCAAGGUCAUUCCUGAUGACCAAAAAUUGCAAGUAGAUUCAAUCAACGAUGACGAUAUGGUUAUGAGUUAUUGUUUGCAUAAAGAUUGCAUACCUCAAUACAACAUAGGCUACCAAGAAAACAAGACCAAAGCUUUAGAUAUUUUGGAAAAACAGCAUUACAAGCUUUCGUUUGGUGGAACAGUUUUUGCUGAUGGUGUUGGUGUACCUGAUUGUGUCAGCAAUUCCUUUAAUGCUGCUUUGAUGUUGAGGUGA
Lodderomyces oxycetoniae is the source of this 1623-nucleotide messenger RNA. RefSeq names its product oxygen-dependent protoporphyrinogen oxidase (gene HEM14). The transcript has a single exon. Gene Ontology annotation, molecular function: protoporphyrinogen oxidase activity, oxygen as acceptor. The record is from RefSeq and is a predicted model, not a curated record. The coding region runs from base 1 to 1623 and encodes 540 amino acids. NCBI's taxonomy places the organism in Eukaryota, Fungi, Ascomycota, Pichiomycetes, Serinales, Debaryomycetaceae. Gene Ontology annotation, biological process: porphyrin-containing compound biosynthetic process.